AGGAGAAGGAAAUGAGCCGACAUGUCUGAGGGCAGCAAGGGGAGCUCGCUGGCCUUCGGCCAGGUGGUGAUCGGGCCCCCGGGCUCCGGGAAGACGACGUACUGCCACGGCAUGCAGGAAUUCAUGAGCAGGAUCGGGCGCAAGGUGACGGUGGUGAACCUGGACCCCGCCAACGAGGCGAUGCCCUACCAGUGCUCCGUGGACAUCGCCGAGCUCAUCACCCUGCCCGACGUGAUGGAGAACUUGAAGCUGGGGCCCAACGGGGGGUUGAUCUACUGCAUGGAGUACCUGGAGGCCAACUUCGACUGGCUGCAGGAGAAGCUGGCCGCCUUCAGGGGUCACUACUACCUGUUUGACUGCCCGGGGCAGGUGGAGCUCUACACCCACCACCACGCCCUGAAGAACGUCUUUGCUCAGUUGGCCAAGUGGAAUUUCAGGCUGGCUGCGGUGCAUCUGGUGGAUUCUCACUACUGCACGGACCCCGGCAAGUUCAUCUCUGUCCUCUGCACCUCGCUCUCCACCAUGCUGCACGUGGAGCUGCCCCACGUCAACGUCCUCUCCAAGAUGGACCUGAUCGAGCAGUACGGCAAGCUGGCUUUCAACCUGGAUUAUUACACAGAGGUCCUGGACCUCUCGUAUUUGGUUGACCAUUUAGCUUCCGACCCUUUCUUCAGAAAUUACCGCCGCCUCAAUGAGAAGCUGGUGGAGGUGAUCGAGGACUACAGCCUGGUGUCCUUCGUUCCGCUCAACGUCCAGGAUAAGGAGAGCAUGCGGCAGGUGAUGCAGGCGGUGGACAAAGCCAACGGCUAUUCCUUCGGAGACCAGGAGCACAGGAGCCUGGAAGCUCUGAUGUCAGCAGCAGUAGGAGCUGAUUUCCACUUUGCUUCCACGCUUGCCGUGCAGGAGAGGUAUGUGCAAUCUCAGGACAAAGCCGUGGCAGAAGAAGUGAUGGAUCUGUAA
Molecule: messenger RNA, 960 nt
Organism: Pterocles gutturalis (yellow-throated sandgrouse)
Lineage: Eukaryota; Metazoa; Chordata; Aves; Pterocliformes; Pteroclidae
Gene: GPN2
Product: GPN-loop GTPase 2
Exons: 5
Coding region: 22-960 (312 amino acids)
Cellular component (GO): cytoplasm
Molecular function (GO): GTPase activity
Source: RefSeq, a predicted model, not a curated record